Molecule: messenger RNA, 1953 nt
Organism: Ylistrum balloti
Lineage: Eukaryota; Metazoa; Mollusca; Bivalvia; Pectinida; Pectinidae
Product: copine-3-like
Exons: 16
Coding region: 1-1953 (650 amino acids)
Biological process (GO): cellular response to calcium ion
Cellular component (GO): plasma membrane
Molecular function (GO): calcium-dependent phospholipid binding
Source: RefSeq, a predicted model, not a curated record
AUGGCAACGGAUCUUGACCAUCUGCUGACCUCUAUGAGGGGGAUGAAGGUCGAGCUGAUGAUCAGCUGUACGGACUUAGUGGACCUCGAUACCUUCACAAAGUCCGAUCCGAUGUGUGUUCUCUUCGUCAAGUCCAUGGGUAAAUGGGUCGAAUACGACCGUACUGAGUCCAUCAAAAACACCCUAAACCCAAAGUUUGAAAAGUCCUUUGUUAUUGAGUUUGAUCCAAGAACAUACCAAUACAUGCGAUUUUCUGUCUACGAUAUCGACUACAAUAAUUCCAAGUUAGAACUACAAGACUAUGUGGGAUGCGUGGAUCUUAACUUCAUGGAUCUCAUCAACGCCAAAGAAACUAUGUAUACCUGUAAUAAAAUACUUCGAGUUCAAGAAUCUUCUAAACCCCGGGGAACUAUCAGCAUUACGUCGGAGCUCAUGGCGGUAACACGCGAUACAGUCAAUAUACACGUGGCCGCUCGUAAACUUGAUAAGUCGAAGGGCAUGUUCUCUAAAAAGCACGAUGUUUACCUGGAGAUUUCUAAGGAAUUAUCACGUGACUCGGGGAACUUCCAACCCGUGUAUCGCACAGAUGUCUACCCAAAAUCAAACAAACCCAGGUGGCGACCAUUCUCGUUUAAUCUUCAGAAGCUUUGCAACAAUGACUGGACGAGAAAUUUGAGGCUUUCUUGCUAUAGUGGACAGAAGUUUGAAUUGAUUGGCGAUGUGUCAACUACAUUGGCGGAGCUUCAUAAACAAGACACGACAAGAAAAGACAGCUUUAUUACACUGCCACUAACGAAUCCGAAAGACCAGAAUAAACACAAGUGGGACUUGCGCAUCAUCAAGUUUAGAGUUGACAGACAGCAUACUCUAAUCGACUACCUCCGCGGGGGUUUACACCUGAAUCUCAUGAUCGCAAUUGACUUCACGGCCUCUAAUGGAAGUCUUAACGAUAUUUACUCGCUCCAUAACAUACGGGACUUGAAUUCGAACCCGUAUCUACACAUUCUAGAGACAGUCGGUAGGGUGAUUUCAGACUGUAAUUUUGAUAGGAAGGUGGCGCUGUACGGGUUUGGCGCCAAAUGGAAUGAAAAAGAGUAUCCGUCACAUUGCUUCCCGCUCUCAGGUGACAAGACCUCGCCGUACAUGCGAGACAUUGAGGAAGUGAUCCGAAAGUACAAGGACAUCCUUCCUGUUCUGACGUUUUCCGGUCCGACUAUGCUGGCCCCUAUAAUAGACAAGGCAGUAGCACUGGAGGAAAGUCAGAACUCCUCCAGGGAAAACCAUGUGUACAGUGUACUUCUCGUUAUAACGGACGGAGUCAUAAAUGACAUGAACAAUGUGAUAAAGCGCCUCAUAGAAAACAGUCAUAGAGCCUUGUCAGUGGUGUUUGUAGGUGUUGGACCAGCUGAUUUCUCGCUCAUGGAACAUUUCAGCGAUAAUGCUGGUUUACUAAAACUAGAGAAGACAGGAAGGUUUUCAGAGCGUCGCAACACACAUUUUCUGCCAUAUGUGAAGAAAAUGGAAGAUGCAGAAAGCGACAAGCUGUUGAAACGGGACGUUAUGACAGUGUUAUCUAAACAGAUACUGCAGUUUUAUAAGAAUGUGGAGCCCAAUAAACCUAAACUUCGACGUCACGAUCAGCUCAACUCUGUUCCAUGGGAGGCCAUCUUAGCCACUCCGACCGUCGAUGAAGGUGGAAAUCUCGCCAGGUCAAAGUCCAGGAUCAGCGUCUUGUCUGUCAAACAUACGAGAAAUGAGACACUGCAGUAUGAGACAUUUUAUGAUGCGAUAAGUAACAAGUUGACCUUGAUUUUACUUACAGAACCUAUGUGUCCAACAUGUGGAGCUGCCAUUGACGUCAGUAAGUCCGGACGAGAUCACACCACUCCUCCCCAUUCAAAUCAACGACACAGCAUGUUCAGUUCCACAUUCUCACCUGGUGCCACAAUAUAA